CAAAAAAUUAAUUAAAAAGUUUUAUAUUAAUUUUUAACCUAACUAUAAAUAUUUGGUCAACAACAAAAAAAAUGUUUAAAAAAUAUUUUAUAAUUUUUUUAAUCAUUAUUUCUACAGCUAUUGAUUUGAAUCAAUGUAAACCCAGCAGCACAGGUAGCUUAGCUACUAAUGAUGACGACCAACAAUCAUACUAUCCGUUUAAUUUUGACGGUAUUGUUAGACUACAUCAUUUAGGUGGGGAAAUGGAUCGGAAAGGUAUCAUUUUGGAUGAAAUGUCCCAAAAAUUACAACAACUAUUCAAACGUUUGGCCCAUUUAUCGGGACGGGUAUUAUAUGAUUUUGAUUUUGCGCUGAGGGAUGAUAUUAGGCCAUUGAUCUUGGAUUGGUCUACCAGUUUGAAUUUUACCAAACGUAACCAGGAUCAGCUAGGUGAUAAAAUGGAUCGGCAGUUAUCAAAUGUUCAACAAUUGCUGGGAUCGUUAGCCCAGAAAAUUAAGCGACAAUUUGAUCGGAUAAUUGCUGGACGUGUUAGGAUAGGGUCAGCUAUAUAUCCCGGUACACGUUUGCAACAAUUAUUUGAAUCGGCCGAUUUUAAUAUAGGAUCUGAUCUAACUAAACCGUUUGAACAGAAUUUUACGCCAAUAAUGGCCGAAUUUAUUGGUAAUUGGGGUUCGGCUAUGAACUGGGCAUUGGAUAAGCACCUGGAGGUGCUGUUGGCACCGGGUGUUGGACGUCCAAUACCCGCUUAUUUGCAACAAUUCAGGCGCUAUUGGAACCAACAUAUACAUGAUAUACAGUCUAUACUUUAUGCUUAA
This is a messenger RNA of Oppia nitens, 815 nucleotides long. RefSeq lists its product as uncharacterized. The transcript has 3 exons. Bases 72 to 815 code for a protein of 247 amino acids. The record is from RefSeq and is a predicted model, not a curated record. Lineage: Eukaryota; Metazoa; Arthropoda; Arachnida; Sarcoptiformes; Oppiidae.